GGGCGCUGGAUUCCUCUUCAACUUCCUCCUCUGUGCCAAAACGCCACUGUUCAGUGGAGCUGAAGACUUUGGAGAAAGCAUCUUGGAACGGCACACAGGGAAGCAUAACGAUGAGUUCGGCCUUGUGGCAGCGGAGGCCGCUGGGUGUCUCGUGCCAAUUUGAAAGCGGGUUGAAUCUCAAGGCUGGGGUGUUUCCCACCAGAUCUCCACCUAGCCAGUUCCUACUGGGAGCUUUAAGACUGCAUUCUGCUGGCCUCAGCACUUGGAUCUGGAUGUCCCGGGGGAAGCUAUCAGGGAGCAGAAAUCGGCUCUGGGCCCAGUCUUGGUGCUCGGCUGGCAGGAGGAAAGGAGAGAAGACGGAGCCAUGACAGAGGACAAUGGCCGGGUCCGGCUUCAAAAGGACGCCGCUGCCACUCCAGGGUCCUUGCGGCACAGAUCCGCGCGCGUGAGAAACACGGACGACACAGCCAGCUUUCUCUGCUAUCAACCGCAGAGCCUCGGCCAUUGCGGGGAGGAAGAACGCGUUUCCUUAGCAGCACCGGGAGAGAAAUCCACUCGGCAUGGUGGAAAAAGUAAGAGCAGCUCAGGAGGGGGAUCAGAGCCUUACAGAGGGAGGGUGAAGCUUCGAAGUUGUGCAAGAGAACUCGGGCGAAGGAGGCACGUGGGGAUGAUCCCCACACACCCCUGGGAUCUGUUCGCUUAGCUGGAAAGAGCAGGUGCAAAACUCACGGAGAUCCCCUUCUCCUGGGCGCCCUGCGCGAACAGAGGGCAAAGUCCUAAGGUUUCGAAAGCGCGCGAGUCAGCGGCUGCAGCCGGAAUCAGAACGGAGCCGAGCGAGCAAGGUCAGGUGGGCCAAAGAUCCCGCUCCUAUUGGCUGCUCUGCCCGGGCAAGCGAGCCGCGGUUGGCUGCAGCGGCUCGUGCUGCGGACGUCCUCCGCGAUUGGCUGCUUGCGGCUCAGCAGGAAGAUUUCCUGGCAGGAUCGGGAGCUGGUUGGUUGGGGCGGGGGCGGGGCUAGGGGGAGAGCCGCCCAAGUAAAGCGAAGCUCGCCGCGGCACAAAGCCGUGAUUUCAUAGGAUUGUGGAGUUGGGUGGGAGCCAUGGGGGGUCAUCUAGUCCAACCCCCUGCAACGCAGGAAUUUUUUACUCAGGAGUAAAAAAAAGCACAUAUAUUUGCCAUGCCCUUAAACAGGCUUCCUCAGACUCGGCCCUCCAGAUGUUUUGAUACUGCAGUUCCCAUCAUCCCUGACCACUGGUCCUUCUAGCUAGAGAUCAUGGGAGUUGACGGCCAAAAACAUCUGGAGGGCCAGUUUGAGGAAGCCUGCCUUAAAGCCUUCUUGUUCCUUGUGUCACAAAUGGGUUAAGUAAAGGGGGGGGGAUUUAACUGGCUGCCUUUGCUCUCUUAUGGGAGAGGCUGGAUGGCAGCCUAUCACGGCUGCAUCAGUGAGGUUCCUGCCUUGCAGAGGGCUGGACUCGACUAGAAGACCCUCAGAAGUCCCUCCCUUCCAACUCUGCGAUUCUGCCAUCAUCCCACAGGUGGUGCAAGUAGACUUAAACUACUCUUGAAUUUGUUGAAAAUAAAUUAAAUUUAUAAUCAUACACAGGUUUAUUUAAUAUUUUUUCUAAAUCUACUACCUCUGUGAAUUUUGACUUUGCCCACAAAACUGCAUAGAACAGUACUAUAUUCUCCAGAAAUUUUUAAUGGUUUAGUUAAUGAUGCUAUCACUGAGUAAACGUUUGUCUUUUCAUAGAAUUGUAGACUUGGAAGGGACCCUAAGGAUCAUCUAGUCCAACCCCCUGCAAUGCAGGAAUAUGCAGCUGCCCCAUAUGGGUUUCGAACCUGCAACCUUAGCAUUAUCAGCACCACACUCUAACCGAGCUAUCCAGCCAUCAGAUUUAGAGUCUUUCUACCCCUUUAAUUUUACAGAAAACAGGCUAUAGUACUGUUGUACUGAUAAUGUUUAAAGUAGCACAACCGUUGUAGCAAUAUGUUAAAGGUUACAUAGAAAAUUAUCAGUUUCAGAGUCAGACUCAUAAGUAGUAGCAGUUGCCAGGACAUCACCAUUUUUGCCUCUACAUAGCUUCAGACAUUAUUGAAAUAUCGCAAUGUUUAUUUUGAUGUUGAAAAGCAGGUAUUGCCCAGCCCUAAUACUGAUACAUCGCCCAGGCCUAACAGCCAUGAUUCCCUCCUCAGGGACAAUAUUCGGCAGUCCUUUCCUCUUCACAAAUUCUCUGGCCACACCUGCAGCCCAGGAAGUUCCCUUGCUCACAUCCACGACUGAUGCUUCCCUGAUGUUAACCCUUGAGAGCCAAGCACACAGUGGGUGGGGUUGAAUCUACCAGUGCUGCAGGACAGCUCCCCAUGCAACAGCUUUCUGACUGUCAAACACAAUAAAUCGAGAGCGAGCUGUCGCGGGGUCCAGCAUCACAUUCUCAUCUAUCCACUUUUGUUCAGUCAAAGUCUCUCUCAACUUCCUUAGUUCACCUUGCAGCGAUACACUCUCUCUUUGGAGAAUUCCUGAUGCACUGCACUGAGCUCUGAAGAACCGGGUGGAGCCGGAAACUGAAAUUUGCCCCUAAUGCACCUGUUAUUUCCAAUAUCCUGCAGCAGCCCAGCUAGAAACUCCUGACACUUCGGCUCCAGCUCAUUGAUUAGGGUGCUGAUAGGGGAAAUCUCAAAAGGGACGCAGGUGGCGCUGUGGGUUAAACCACAGAGCCUAGGACUUGCCAAUCAGAAGGUUGGCGGUUCGAAUCCCCGUGACGGGGUGAGCUCCCAUUGCUCGGUCCCUGCUCCUGCCAACCUAGCAGUUUGAAAGCACGUCAAAGUACAAGUAGAUAAAUAGGUACCGCUCCAGCGGGAAGGUAAAUGGCAUUUCCGUGUGCUGCUCUGGUUCGCCAGAAGCGGCUUAGUCAUGCUGGCCACAUGACCCGGAAGCUGUAUGCCGGCUCCCUCGGCCAGUAAAGUGAGAUGAGCGCCGCAAUCCCAGAGUCGGCCACGACUGGACCUAAUGGUCAGGGGUCCCUUUACCUUUACCUAGGGGAAAUCUCAGAAAAUUAAGCCACAUAGCUCUUCUUCCUCCUUCCCAAUCCAGCUGGGUUAACAGUUGUUUUUCUUUCUCAAGAAACUGGUGGAGCUUCUCCAAUUCCAACACAAGCUUUUGCUUCUCAGCUUCGGUUUUUGCCAGAUCCUAGCUUGGCUUCCCUACAUGUAAUUUAAAUGACAAAAUCUUGUCUCUCUCUUCUUCCAGAGUUUGCAAACAGCGAUGUAUUUUCUCCUGGUGAACUGGAGCAGCUUUCUCUAUAGGAAUCAUGCUGUGAUCUUUAUGCACCCUGGACCUGUUGCAAACCACGCAGAUGGAUGUUUGAUCAUUUUUCGCAAAGCUUCAAGGGUUCCUGGUGUCUCUUGCACAGCUUUUGUUCUGCUUUGCUUGCCGCAUGCCACACUGCAUGGCAAACUCUCUGAUACUACACGGGUGCCUGAUGGGCUGGAGGUUCAGCCAGGGAAAGCGCUUUCUGCAAUGCAGGCAGGCAGAACACAUUUGCACUAGGCCUUUCGCAGCACUGGGCAAUGUGGUCCCAGCAGAAAUUGUGCCCGCAGUCUAUGGC
Molecule: messenger RNA, 3603 nt
Organism: Podarcis lilfordi (Lilford's wall lizard)
Lineage: Eukaryota; Metazoa; Chordata; Lepidosauria; Squamata; Lacertidae
Source: the annotation of a GenBank genome assembly